This is a messenger RNA of Didymella exigua CBS 183.55, 738 nucleotides long. RefSeq lists its product as uncharacterized. Bases 1 to 738 code for a protein of 245 amino acids. Lineage: Eukaryota; Fungi; Ascomycota; Dothideomycetes; Pleosporales; Didymellaceae. The transcript is spliced from 2 exons. The record is from RefSeq and is a predicted model, not a curated record.
AUGGCCUCGCUGCACUCGAUACCGCGGUUCCUGCUGCCGAGACAGCCCCUGCGGCGCCCGUCGCGCCUCCCGCAAUCGCUGCUGCCCACAAUCGCCGUGCGCCAUGUAUCCUCCCCACGCCAGCUGUCGGCGGAAUUCGAGCGCCGCCGCGCGGCCGCCGCGAGCACAAAGCACAAGGUCAUGCCGCAGCCGGAUGCGUACCGGCCGCCGUCGCACGGCAAGACGAUCAGGCGGUCUGAUCCGGGGCUGGGCAAGGUGUACGGGCCGAAGCUGAGCGAGGACGACCGCAAGAGGAUGGCGACGAAGAAGUAUCCGAAUAUGAUGAGUCCGCAGGGCACGUUCAGUCAUUGGUUUUUGAAUAAUCGGGUUAUUCAUUUGUGGAUCACGAUGGGCAUCCUUGUCUCCCUCGCUAUAGCAGCUUGGUACAUGGACUUCAUGUCCAAGACCAUCUACGCCGAGCUGCUGCCCGACCGCCGCGAGUUCCUGCGCCACCCCAUCCAGAGCUCGAAGCGCUUCAUUGAGGUCUACAAGAUGCACAUGGCCCACACGAGCCAGGUGUACUCGCAGCAGAGGCUGAAGAAGGCCGAGGAUAUCGAGAAGAGGAAGCAGUACCGGCUGGAGCGGCAGAGGAUGGCUGAGGAGAAGGGCGAGGAGUACGUUGAAGAUCCCAGGUACUACGUUGGCGAAGAUGGUGUGAGGAGACGGAGGGUCAAGAGAUGGUUUGGUAUCUGGGAGUAG